GAGGGACGGCUAUCAUCGAUCAGGGUUUCGGGAAAACCGAGAUUCGGAGGCUGUCCUAUGUUGGAUUAAAUUAUUUCAAAGUGUGCGAAACCAACAUCAUUGUGGAUAACUAUAUUUCACACGGCGGAUCUUGUAUUUAGGACAAAGAUCAUAAGUUUUCCUGGUCUCCGUGAGCUCCAAUGUUUCUUCUGGAUCUAGAUAGCAGUCUGCUUUUCUUUUUGCUCCGUUCUACUUGGUGACGCGGCUCAACAGCAGAGAAGUGAUCUAGAAGAAAUACCUUUGGAUGUUAACUUUUUCACAACGUUGCCUUAAGUACUUAUUAAGUCAUUUAUUGGUGCAUCGAAUGCACUUUUGGGGCCUUACUUAUUUCAGCACCGGAAAAUUGUGUUAUUCCCUCGCCAUCAAAUGAGUUGGCUAAUGUUAGCUUGUUAGCAUCAAAGCUAGCGGUGUUUAGCUUAGUAGCUAGCUGGCUUGCUGGCUCGCUAGUGAGAUACGGGUGAUUGGCUAAAUUUAAGUUUAAAUACGUGGUUACAGUACUCAAUUUUGACAUAACCUGUUGUAUUAUGACCACAAUGGUGAGUCAUGCUAGAAGUUAAUUUAUGUCAAACACAAUUGCCAGCACAGCAAAACCAUGCAAUAUAUCCAAAUACCCAGAUAGCAAGCUAGCACUUGAUUCAGAUAAUUGUCCAAUGUUGGUCUGGUUUGUGAGGCCUCUGGAUUUUUUCCUUCGUGUGGCGAACAUUUCACAGACCGAUUUCUUUUUUCUCAGUUGAUGGAUUUUAUGAUUUUUUGAUGGCUUUGAGGAUUAUCACAACUUCACCGUUAUAUCUGAGGCCAAAAGAAGAGUAGGAUAACCGGUCUCAGAUUACAUUUCAGAUAACGAACUGUUCCUGAAAACAAAAGAAAAGUGGACUUGACGGAUAUCUAAACACUGCGAAGAUGAUGUGCGAGGUGAUGCCCACCAUCAGUGAGGCAGAGGUGGGCCCUGGGAAUGGCAACGGCAGGGGCUCUGGGUCCCCACUGCAGUCCGACUCCGAGGGCCACUUCGAGUCGCUGAUGGUGUCCAUGCUGGAGGAGAGGGACCGGCUCCUGGAAACCCUGCGGGAGACACAGGAGAACCUGGGCCUGACCCAAAGCAAGCUGCACGAAGUCAGCCACGAGAGAGACUCCCUACAGAGGCAGCUCAACUCGGCUCUGCCCCAGGAGUUUGCAGCGCUGACCAAGGAGGUGAACAUGUGCCGAGAGCAGCUCCUCGAGAGGGAGGAGGAGAUCGCCGAGCUGAAAGCGGAACGCAACAACACACGGCUGCUGCUGGAGCACCUGGAGUGCCUGGUGUCGCGUCACGAGCGCUCCCUGAGGAUGACGGUGGUGAAGAGGCAGGCCCAGUCCCCGGCCGGCGUGUCCAGCGAGGUGGAGGUGCUCAAGGCCCUCAAGUCUCUGUUCGAGCACCACAAAGCCCUGGACGAGAAGGUUAGGGAGAGGCUCCGGGUAGCGCUCGAGCGGUGUAGUGCCUUGGAGGAACAGCUGACGAAUACUAGCAAGGAGCUCAACUAUCUCCGCGAGCAGAACAAUCAGAAGAAGCUGCUGAUCGACGGCACGACGGAAAUCAACCACAACUCGGAGAGCUUGCCCAGCACAAACGGCAAGCGCUCGUCGGAUGGCUCGGAGGAGGACGCUGGGCGUGUGAUGGAGCUGCAGGAUCUCAUCGACCGGCAGAGCAAGGAGGUGCUGCAGAUGAAGGAGCGCCUCGUGUGCCUGACCGGCCGCGUGGCCGAGCUGGAGGAGGACCUGGACACCGCCCGCAAGGACCUCAUCAAGUCCGAGGACAUGAGCACGCGCCUGCAGAGGGACAUCCGAGAGUCGAUGGCCCAGAAGGAGGACAUGGAGGAGCGCAUCACCACGCUGGAGAAGCGCUACCUGGCCGCCCAGCGGGAGGCCACGUCCGUGCACGACCUCAACGACAAGCUGGAGAACGAGAUCGCCAACAAGGAGUCGCUCUUCCGCCAGACGGAGGAUAAGAACCGGCAGCUGCAGGAGCGUCUGGAGCUGGCCGAGCAGAAGCUCCAGCAGACCAUCAGGAAGGCGGAGACGCUGCCCGAAGUGGAGGCGGAGCUUGCACAGAGAGUAGCCGCGCUCACCAAGUCUGGCUCUCUGGACUCUCAGGACACUAAAGCUCAGAGGAAGGCUGAGGAGCGCCAUGGUAACGUGGAGGAGAGGCUGAAACAGUUGGAGGCACAGCUGGAGGAAAAGAACCAGGAGCUGCUCAGGGCCCGCCAGCGAGAGAAGAUGAACGAAGAGCACAACAAGCGUCUGUCCGAGACGGUGGACAAGCUGCUGUCCGAGUCCAACGAGAGGCUACAGCUCCACCUAAAGGAGAGGAUGUCCGCUCUGGAGGAGAAGAACACCCUCAUUCGUGAUCUUGAGCACACUAAGAAGCUGAUUGAGGAGGCUCACCAUGAAAAAGAGCAGCUUCUGAUCCAGAUAGAGACCAUGAGGGCCGAGAACGAGCAGGGCCGUAGCCGGAGUAACUCUCUAUUGCACGGGCGCUCUCAUCUCGGCAGCACCCCGGACUUCAGGUACCCCGUGUCGGCGUCGUCCAUGAUGGACAGCCACUCUGACCACUACAACAGCGCGCUGGUGCUGAGGCGGCCGCAGAAGGGCCGCGUCGCCGCCCUGAGGGACGAGCCGUCCAAGGUGCAGACGCUCAACGAGCAGGAGUGGGAGCGCGUGCAGCAGGCCAACGUGCUGGCCAACGUGGCGCACGCCUUCGAGAGCGACAUGGACGCGUCCGACCUGGAGGACGACCGCGAGACCAUCUUCAGCUCGGUGGACCUGCUGUCCCCCGCCGGCCAGGCCGACGCCCAGACGCUUGCCCUCAUGCUGCAGGAGCAGCUGGAUGCCAUCAACAAUGAGAUCAGGAUGAUCCAGGAGGAGAAGGAGAACACGGCGAUCCGGGCCGAGGAGAUCGAGUCUCGGGUGGGCAGCGGCGACAGCCUGGGUGGCCGUUUCCGCUCCAUGAGCUCGCUCCCUCCCUCCCUGCUGGCCCCGGGUCACGCCGGCUCCUCGCCGCCCGGCUCCGGCCACUCCACACCCCGCAGGGCCCCGCGCAGCCCCAACCGGGAGGUGGACCGCAUGGGGGUCAUGACCCUGUCUGAGCAGGAUGACAAAGCCACCAUCAGGUGCGAAACGUCUCCCCCCUCCACCCCGCGCUCCAUGCGUCUCAACAAAGGGGCCAUCCACGCGGCCAGUCACGAAGACAUCCGAGACAUCCGCGGUAUCGCUGGACUGCAGGACGGUCAGGGCAGCAACCCCAGCAGCAGUAACAGCAGCCAGGACUCGCUCAACAAGGCUGCCAAGAAGAAGAGCAUCAAGUCCUCCAUCGGCCGGCUGUUCGGCAAGAAGGAGAAGGGCCGACCCAGUCCCUCCAGCAAAGACUCCAGCCUGGCUGGGACGCCGGAGGGAGAGGGCUCUCCAGACGGGCUGGGGAUCAGCAAGCUGGGCGGCCCGUCAGAGAAGAACAGGAAGCUGCAGAAAAAGCAUGAACUCCUGGAGGAAGCUCGUCGGCAGGGCCUGCCGUUCGCUCAGUGGGACGGUCCCACGGUAGUGGUGUGGCUGGAGCUGUGGGUGGGGAUGCCCGCCUGGUACGUGGCGGCGUGUCGUGCAAACGUGAAGAGCGGCGCCAUCAUGUCGGCGCUGUCGGACACGGAGAUCCAGCGGGAGAUCGGCAUCAGCAACCCGCUGCACCGGCUCAAGCUGCGGCUCGCCAUCCAGGAGAUCAUGUCCCUCACCAGCCCCUCCGCACCGCCCACCUCCAGAACGUCCACGGGGAACGUGUGGGUGACGCAUGAAGAGAUGGAGAGCCUGGCGGCCACGCCUCCCACGGAGGAUGACGAGGGCACCUGGGCCCAGACUCUGGCGUACGGCGACAUGAACCACGAGUGGAUCGGGAACGAGUGGCUCCCCAGCCUUGGUCUGCCCCAAUACCGCAGCUACUUCAUGGAGUCCCUGGUGGACGCCCGCAUGCUGGACCAUCUCACCAAGAAGGACCUCCGGGGUCAGCUCAAGAUGGUGGACAGCUUCCACAGGAACAGCUUCCAGUGUGGAGUGAUGUCCCUGAGGCGGCUCAACUACGACCGGAAAGAGCUGGAGAGGAGGCGAGAGGACGCUCAGCUGGAGAUCAAAGACGUGCUGGUGUGGAGUAACGAGCGGGUGAUCAGCUGGGUGCAGGCCAUCGGGCUGAAGGAGUACGCCAACAACCUGCUGGAGAACGGCGUCCACGGGGCGCUCAUCUCCCUGGACGAGACCUUCGACUACAACGCCAUGGCCCUCCUGCUGCAGAUCCCCAUGCAGAACACACAGGCUCGAGCAGUGCUGGAGCGCGAGUACAACAGUCUGUUGGCGGUGGGGACGGACCGGAAGAUGGAGGAGGACGACGACAAGAACUUCCGGCGAGCCCCCUCCUGGAGGAAGAAGUUCCGUCCCAAAGACGUGCGGGGCAUGAACAUCGGCUCGGCCGACACGCUGCCCGCCAACUUCAGGAUGGCCAACAGCGGCGCCUCUUCCCCCGCCAUGCAGCCAAAGAAACUCCAGAUGGACGCAGCGCAGAUGCUGGACUCUGCCACAGUCAGGACCUACUCAUGCUAACCAGGCCUGCCAGCCCGGCCCAGCCUGAGCAUGGGCACCAUGUUUAUGCUCAUUAUCUCUAUAGGUGACGAGCUUGCCGAAGAGGUGGACCUCUCACCGAGCUGAGCUCUAAAUGGACGAGGACUCUAAGAUACUAUAUCAUGGAAGAUCGCAUUUGCAAAAUCUCCCCCGAUAGCCUCGAGAACAUAUUUUAGAUGUAAUGAUUAUUAUAUUUAUCUAAACCAAUGGGACAUUUCAUUUAUGUAGUUCUGCUAUGUCUGUAUGUAAAAGUUUUAUUUUUGUUUGUCCCCCCAACAUCAUUUCUUGUUUGUCUAUAUCAUGCUUAACUCUUUCAGAUGUAACUGAAUGUAUCACGAGUCUGAAGUUUGUAUAUUUAUCUUACAAACGUUAUCUAAUCUUUUUAUUCUCACCUUGUUAUCGACCAGAUGUACCUUUUUUCCUUUCUGCCCAUUCUUGUUUUUAAUCAAACUUAAGCUCAAGUGACUUUAUUGUGUGAUUUUAACUUAAUUUUUGUCACCCUUUUAGUUCUGGUUCAUAUCGGUGUCGAUCAUUUCUGUUUGUUUUUAAAUGCGGCUCUUUAGGUCAACUGUAUUAUGUGAAUAUCAGAACAGGUGCAAACCAUAGACUGAAACUUCCUCCUCAAAAUGAUGAAAUGUGGACACUUGACAGUGGAGCAUGAUACCCCCCCGACCCCACCCCCCCCUCCCACACACACACACCCUCCUCUAUCCCUCUGAACCCUGUUGGACAUUUCAUGUGAAACGGUUCGCCCCUUUCUUUGUACUUUUUUCCUGCUAAACCAAAAUGGAACUCUUGAAUAAGCCAUAAAUGGUAGCGACAAUGAGGGCUACUUUUUUUCGGAGGCAUCUUUAUUUUUGGACAGAGGUGUUCCUGCCGAAAAACCCAGGUUGUCCGGUGAUCCUCAUGUGCUGAAACUCUCCAUUCCUUACCCCCCUUGUUCCGCACAAGAGACACGUGCGAAAGCAAACGCAUCUGUAUGAGUGUGUGCAUUUUGCACACCUGUGUGUGUGUGUAUGUGUGUGUGUGUCUAUCUGUGUGUGUGUGUGUCUGUGUGUGUGUGUGUGUGUGUGUGCGUGUUGUGCUGAAUUGCUUCUCUCACAGGACCAACCCCACUGUGGCCUCAGCUCAAACCACGUGCUGCCCUCCCCUUAAGAGGGCUUCAUGAUCCCACCCACUCUCAACCGCUGUACUCGUCCUUUAACCAAGCCUUAUUGCUCUCUCUCUUUCUCUCUUUCUCUCUCUCUCUCUCCCCUCUUGUUUGUGUUUUUUCUAUUUACUGUCCAUCCUUAUUGUUGUUUCUCUCCUCGUCAUCAUGUAGGCCUAUUUAGAAGUUGCCAUUUGUUUUUGCUCUUUCUCUUUUGGAUCAUCUUAAAGGCUGGAUGGUUUCUUUUUUUCCGUCAAGGAAAUUAAUAUUGUGAUCAGGUCCCUCUGAACUUUUAUGAGCAAAUAAUGUAGAGGAACUGAAGAUACCCUUUACCUUCCCAGAAAGUGCUGACAUGUUGGUAGUUUUGUCAUUGUUCUUUGUGCUUUAGGAUUUAUGCACACUUCAAAUCAUGUUAGAGUCCUGUUUUUAAAUUGUCUCCCAUAUCGCGGUUUAAAAAUCUCCUGAUCUUGUAACAGAAAUUAUGUACAGUCUGAGUACUUAUGAACUAUUUUUAUCACAGUAUUAUUUAUUGCUUCCUUUCAAUAAAAUACUGAAACUUAUUUUCCACUGCCAAUAAAAAGACUAAGUCUUUGUGUUAAAAACAA
Sardina pilchardus (European sardine) is the source of this 6414-nucleotide messenger RNA. It is a transcript of the gene ppfia1, whose product is annotated as PTPRF interacting protein alpha 1. Gene Ontology annotation, cellular component: presynaptic active zone. The record is from RefSeq and is a predicted model, not a curated record. The transcript is spliced from 31 exons. The coding region runs from base 940 to 4644 and encodes 1234 amino acids. Gene Ontology annotation, biological process: synapse organization. Gene Ontology annotation, molecular function: protein binding. Lineage: Eukaryota; Metazoa; Chordata; Actinopteri; Clupeiformes; Clupeidae.